Messenger RNA from Hippopotamus amphibius kiboko, 1458 nucleotides. It is a transcript of the gene TSPAN5, whose product is annotated as tetraspanin 5. Gene Ontology annotation, cellular component: membrane. The record is from RefSeq and is a predicted model, not a curated record. Bases 369 to 1175 code for a protein of 268 amino acids. The transcript is spliced from 8 exons. Lineage: Eukaryota; Metazoa; Chordata; Mammalia; Artiodactyla; Hippopotamidae. Gene Ontology annotation, biological process: protein localization to plasma membrane; regulation of vascular endothelial growth factor signaling pathway; protein maturation.
GCGUCUCCUCCAGCAUCUCCUGUGGCCGCGUUUGCCCGGAGACUGACCGACGGACAGAUCGUCUGGCGGACGGGCUCGGGAGCUCGCCUUGUGCUCGGGACCAGCUUCAGCGAAGCUCGGGGCUUGCGGCGCGCGCUUCCCAGCCCGCUCGCGGCCCCUCCGGCUCCGGCGGCCUCGGCGCGCGAGGGGCUGGAGGUGCGGGAGCCGCUCUCCGCCGCUCCGUCCCUGCGCUGCUCAGCCCCGGCUGCCGCGCCGCGGCCCCGAGCGGCGUCCCUGAGCCCCAGCUCCCCGCCGGGCUGCUCCGAGCAACGGUGCUCCGGGGCUCCAAACUCGGGCUGCCGGGGCAAGUGUCUUCAUGAACCCAGAGGAUGUCCGGGAAGCAUUACAAGGGUCCUGAAGUCAGUUGUUGCAUCAAAUAUUUCAUAUUUGGCUUCAAUGUCAUAUUUUGGUUUUUGGGAAUAGCAUUUCUUGGAAUUGGACUGUGGGCGUGGAAUGAAAAAGGAGUUCUGUCCAACAUCUCUUCUAUCACCGAUCUCGGCGGCUUUGACCCGGUUUGGCUCUUCCUCGUGGUAGGAGGAGUGAUGUUCAUUCUGGGAUUUGCUGGCUGCAUUGGAGCUCUACGGGAAAACACUUUCCUUCUCAAGUUUUUUUCUGUAUUCCUGGGAAUUAUUUUCUUCCUGGAGCUCACUGCUGGGGUUCUGGCAUUUGUUUUCAAAGACUGGAUCAAAGACCAGCUGUAUUUCUUUAUAAACAACAACAUCAGAGCAUACAGAGAUGACAUUGAUUUGCAAAACCUCAUAGACUUCACCCAGGAAUAUUGGCAGUGCUGUGGGGCUUUUGGAGCUGAUGAUUGGAACCUAAAUAUUUACUUCAAUUGCACAGAUUCCAAUGCAAGUCGAGAGCGAUGUGGCGUGCCCUUCUCCUGCUGUACUAAAGACCCCGCAGAAGAUGUCAUCAACACUCAGUGUGGCUAUGAUGCCAGGCAAAAACCAGAAGUCGAUCAGCAGAUUGUAAUCUACACGAAAGGCUGUGUGCCCCAGUUUGAGAAGUGGUUGCAGGACAACUUAACCAUUGUGGCUGGUAUUUUCAUAGGCAUUGCAUUGCUACAGAUUUUUGGGAUCUGCCUGGCCCAGAACCUGGUGAGUGAUAUUGAAGCUGUCAGGGCUAGCUGGUAGAGCACCUGCAACAGCUGCUUCCAGACACUGGACAGACCCGGCUUUCCUGACCCUCCAGUGCGCCCAAUUGAUACCCAUGCUGCACGGACCCUAAUCACAGAGGCAUCCUGCAUUCCCACCUGAUGGAGCUGCCAAGAACUUAGUUUUUGGGGGGUAGAACUGGGACAUGCUGCUCACUGACAGAAUUAAAAAAAAAAAAAAAAAAAAACAGUAUGAAAGUCAUUGCGCCGUGAAUCUCUACUGUAGCCAUGAAUUUCUGGAUGAUUGGAUACUUACCAAAUGA